Messenger RNA from Phytophthora sojae, 2058 nucleotides. RefSeq lists its product as hypothetical. The coding region runs from base 1 to 2058 and encodes 685 amino acids. The transcript has 2 exons. NCBI's taxonomy places the organism in Eukaryota, Oomycota, Peronosporomycetes, Peronosporales, Peronosporaceae. The record is from RefSeq and is a predicted model, not a curated record.
AUGUUUCCGUUAAAUGGGCCACGCGCGUCUCCGUCGGGCUUUGUGGACCUCUCCAGCCGCAGCUUUGCACUAUGGUGGUUCAUCAUUCUUGCAGUGCACUUGGUAACUUGUGGAUAUAACGCGAUCUACGCGCUCGUCUACUGGAAACUGCAAUCGACCUACCUCUAUCUCUGUCUCGAGUUCGUCGGAAUCGGGAUGGCGGCCACUGAUCAUCCUGCUAUUGCUAGUGAUGGCUGUAGUGCACGGCAUAUUCUUACUCUCAAUGAUCGUCGUUUAUCUGUUGCGAAGCAGCUCUCCUCUCGCAUCUACUCCGAAAUUUGGGAUCGCGAGGGCCUGCUGGGCGUGAACGGGAAGAAGUUCCACGCGAUUCUUGUCGCCCGUAAAGUUGUGGAGAUAACACUUCAGACAGUGCAAGCGUAUCGAAUGAGGUGGUUCCUACCACGAAAGGUGCUCAACCGGUUUUACCUGAGUCUGCUAGUUAUGAACUGCUGGUCUUCUGUGCUACUGGUCCUAUUCCGACGAAGCGAAGCCCACAGGCGGUUCGCUAGUCUCGUUUGGGACUGCAUGCUCGAUCUUAUUACUUUCAUUGGCAUACCCUUAAUCAUCGUACUCAGCUACGUGAGCGACUACGACACGGAAACCCAAGGCUUCGAUAUGUUGAAAUGGUACGAUGACGAAUGGACUGCUGUACUGCUAAACGAGGUUCAAAUGGUGGUCGUCGUCUCUUGGUCGGAUUUGGCGAGUCGCACCAUAUUUUCGCUUGGAUUGGUUUUCGUCACGGCAAACAUGAAGGAGCUACUUCGGAGAGCACCAGGCAUAAAACGCAUAGGUGCGGUAACAAACAAAAUUGUGGUUCGUAACAAAGCUGACAACCACGGUCCGGCAGCUCUUCCAGCCUCGAAAGGUGCCGCGGUGGCUUCUGCCUCCGUGAUUGCGAGAUUUAGCCGUAACUAUCGUGGCACGGGGUUGCGAACCCGUUUCGGGCACAGAAUGCUGCAAGCUACGCACGUGUUGUUCGGUGUUUGGGGAGUUGUGGUGCUGGCACCACAUAUUCAGGCUGCGGUGAUGCCUACUCUACCUCAAUGUUCGCUGCAAGUCCAUCCUUGGGGGUUAUCAAGACCAGCUUGCUAUUUAGUGGUUCUCGAUUGCCAUCAACUCGAAAUCUCGGGAAAGAGGGAUGAAGUUGAGGCAAAGUGGGGUGAAUUCGACCGAUCCGCCGUGGUUGCGUUACUAAUUCGUCAUUGCCCUGCUCUCGAAGUUCCUGACUCAUUCAACGAGUUUCGUCGUGUGACCAAUGUCAAGCUGUACAAUUCAACCAUCCAGCAAUGGGACGCCUCUGCAGCCAUCACUAAUACCCACCACCCGAACGUUGUUUGGCUGUACGUGAUCCGAGUCAAUAUGACCAACGGUGUCCUCCCCGCUGGGCUUCAAUCAACCGAUUUCCCGCUCACAUUGCAAGACAUUGAGUUCUGCUACACAAAUUUGCGCGAGCUGCCCGACGACCUCGAGUUCAAACGGCUGCUGGGAUCAAUAGUUUUCAUCGAGCACAGUCAACUCACUUCCGUGCCACCGGCGCUGAUCCGGCUAGAGCCUUACUAUGUCUCGCUGACUGGAAACCCAAUCACCGAGCUUUCGCCAGACAUCUUUGAAAUCCCAAGCAUAGCAUAUCUGAUACUGGGUGAUAUUGACAUUGUGGAGCUGCCCCGCGAUGUUCCGAACCUCUCUCCGAUGCUGUUCUCGAUUUACUUGAGUGACACCAAUGUAUCCUUCUUCUGGUCGUGGAUCGACGCAUUGGUUUUGCGGAAUUCAGAGCUUGGAGAACCAACAUUGUUCUUGGGAGGAUCGACGUACUGCACCGAGCUGGCAAUGCUAAUGGAUGGAGAGGCGUCGUCUUUUGGCGUGAAAGAAUCGGAGGGAUAUUCCGAAAUACUCGUGGAUCCGUCGGAUGCAACUCGCGACGUGAUACUAAAUACUGUUAGCUGCGAUGAAGCGUACACAGCAACGUUUUACCCGAUUGAUGUCGAAGAUGCGAACAGCGCUAUCGUGAAUUCAGCUUAG